ACACCAUCUACGUUAUCGUCUGCAGUAAUUGAUCACUUGGUCUAAACUACUUUACACACGAACAUGUUUAAACUUGAUAGCCUACCCAGCAUGACGCAACGUACAAACCCAUUCAUGUAAGAGUCGUUACAUCGUGAACCGCACUUACGAUGCAGGUGGUUUCGUUGUAGUGCAUGACAGCCCAACUAGCUCCAAUCCUAACUCUACGAUGUAAGGCACCGAGUAUAAGUGAACCUAAUACCCGAAUCAGCAAGCCGUUAUCUGCCAAAGCCAACCCAAUACCGACCCGAACAGAUUAAAGCAAGGGAACCAUCACAAUGGCGGCGGUACAAGUAAACAAGGAUCUCCUUCGUGCCCAGUUCGUGGGUAAGAGCCUCAGCGAGGUUAUCACGCCAACUGCCGUAUUGGAUCUAGCCAAGAUCGAGGCAAACUGCAAUGUGAUGCUCGAAGCUGCUGAGCGACUACAACUCAGCUGGCGGGCGCAUAUCAAAACCCAUAAAACUGAGGAGCUCACGAGACUGCAAGUAGGAGACAAGAGCUCUGGUCCCGUAAACCUGAUAGUCUCCACGGUUAUCGAAGCGGAGAAGCUCGUGCCACUACUAAAAGAGUACCGGGACAAAGGGCGGAAGAUUAACGUCCUCUACUCAUUCCCCCUCUACGCAUCAUGCCUCGACCGGCUCGCCCGCGUGUCCGCGGAACUCGGCGCCGGCGCCCUAUCAGUCAUGAUCGACCACGUGGACCAAGUACCUCUCCUAGCAUCCCUGGCCUCCAAAUCCGGCGGCAAUGCCCCUCUAGUCUUCCUCAAGGUUAACGUAGGAACCAACCGCGCGGGUGUCAUCCCCGGCAGCCCCGCAAGCAACGCCCUAAUCGACGCGCUACUCGCCUCGGAAGAAGCUGGAUCCUCAGUUUUACUAGGCGUAUACUGCCACGCUGGACACUCGUAUGCCGCGCGCAAGGAUUGGGAGGCUAUGGGCAUCUUGGGAGCUGAAUUCGAGGCGCUAAAGCAGGUAGCCGAAGUUGUCCGCGAUAAGCGAGCACCGGGCAAAGACCCUCUAGUUCUCUCCGUCGGCGCAACCCCCACAGCAACUACCAUCCAACACCCCGACCUAGCGUCUACAGACGGUGCUUCCAACGGCCACGGCACCAACGGCGCAGACAUCCUAACCACCGUCCCAACCCAACACCUUAAAGCCCUCCUCAAAACCCUCAAAGCCUCCUCCUUCGCGCUCGAAGUCCACGCCGGCGUAUACCCCACCCUCGACGUCCAACAACUAGCCGCGCACGCGCGGGACCUCUCCCUGCUCAACAGCAGCAUGAUCGGGAUCAGCAUCCUCGCGGACGUAGCAUCAGUGUACCCCGCGCGCGGCCCGGACAACGCGACCGAGGCCGUAGUAAACGCAGGUAGCAUCGCGCUAGGCCGCGAGCCGUGCCAGGAGCCGGAUGGGAAGCGGUACUCGGCGUGGGGGCUAGUGAUGCCGUGGGGAGUGCUAGCCAACUCCCAACCCGUGCCGGGCGCAGAUUUCCCCGAAGUUCAUGGAGGAUGGCAGGUCGCGAAGAUUAGCCAGGAGCACGGGGUGUUGCGAUGGGUUGGGCGGAAGGAGGAUGAGGCUGCGCUGAGCGUGGGCGAGCGCGUAAGGAUUUGGCCGAAUCAUUCGUGUAUUGCGAGUGCGGGACAUGCUUACUACUUAAUCGUGGAUUCUAGGAAUAUAGGGCGCGAGGACGAGGUUAUUGAUGUCUGGCCGAAAUGGAACGGAUGGUGAUACGUGCAAUAGGGAUAAAAAUAAAAGGGGGUUAGAGGGCGGACAGGGAGGCGUCGCGGGAUCACUUGGGCAUCUAUCUAGUGAACCAAAAGUAGCAUAGAUGA
This is a messenger RNA of Daldinia loculata, 1864 nucleotides long. RefSeq names its product putative serine dehydratase domain-containing protein. The record is from RefSeq and is a predicted model, not a curated record. The transcript is spliced from 6 exons. Lineage: Eukaryota; Fungi; Ascomycota; Sordariomycetes; Xylariales; Hypoxylaceae. Gene Ontology annotation, molecular function: D-serine ammonia-lyase activity. Gene Ontology annotation, biological process: D-serine catabolic process. Bases 318 to 1760 code for a protein of 480 amino acids.